Molecule: messenger RNA, 2328 nt
Organism: Salvelinus sp. IW2-2015
Lineage: Eukaryota; Metazoa; Chordata; Actinopteri; Salmoniformes; Salmonidae
Source: RefSeq, a predicted model, not a curated record
GGUACUCUAGCGAUACAUUUAAUUUCUGAUGAAACAUGAGUGACCCAGUGACGUCAAAGAUCAGCCUUUGUAAAACUCAGUUUUUCUGACCCUGGUCUUGUAUCUGCCCUGUGUACUGGUUAUGUGUUUGUAGGCUACAAUAAGCACCUUUUAGUUAGUUUCAAUCCUGGGAUCUGUUGACAGAAAAUAGAGAAACAAAGACAGUCAAGACUAGAUUCUGGUGGUAAGCUGCACAAGAAGGCUGGCCAUGGUUGGAAGGGGAUUCCUGGGUUGCUUCAUCCUGUGUGUGUCCCUGGCCUCAGUAUGCGCUAUAAAAGGAACCCUUAAUUCAAUAGAUGAUCUCAGGGACAUAGAGUUUGGUCACACCUUUCCUCGACACGGCCUCAUGCUGCUACACUGGCUAGCCAACAACAUUCACAUUGACAACAACGGCAACAUGAGACUCAAUUUCAACCCAACCAGGGGAGACUAUGGCAUUCAUUUCUAUGGAAACGCUGAUAAUCCCCAUCCAUUACCUAUUCUGCCCCGUCAACGUGGAAGUUACUACUCACUAGGGAAUCUUGUUGGCAAUAACAACAAUGGCGCUAUGGCACUUCCUUAUUAUGUAACUCAAAGAUUCUACAACUCAAGGGGAACUGAGAACAACAGGGACAGGGUCAUACUCAGAGUUAGGGAGGAAGAGUCCAAUCAGUUCAUAGUAGACGAGGUCUAUGUCACACAGCACUAUCCACCAAAUGGAAACAGAGGAAGUGCCUACGAUCCAGACAAUACAUACCGUGUCAAUGUCAGCCUCCUUAGACAAAUCCAACGUCUACCAACCAUUAACCUAAAUGAUAUUCCACAAACAUAUCAUGUAGAGAUCAACCACAACAUUCUGGAGCAUCUGGAAAACAUCUGGGACACACCUGGUCUGGCACUUCUUCUGGCUAUUGUAUUGUCCUUUACACGUCCCAAUAUCAAAGGUUCAGGUAGACCACGAAGGCUUAGGGCAGAUGAAACCCAGUGUGACAUGGAGGAUAAGGAUAAUACAUUGUUUAAGCUUGAGGUGAAAACCACAGAUAGAGGAAAAGCCAGGAUCAUCUGGAGUGGGAUCCCCAAGAGGCUAUUAGACCAGGGUGUAAUGGUGGUUCUUCAUAGGAACAAUAACAGUGACAGUAAGAGCGAGCUGGACAGAUCAUCAGUCGGGGGCCAAGCCUCUGGGAGCUAUAACACCUCAGUACCCCUUAACCCUGGUCUCCAGGUCAGGCUCCAUAAGGAGGUAAAAAAUUGGUGGAAUUACUUGGGGUUUGGGUCCACAAUCGGAGAGGAGAUCUGGAGAGGUUCUGAGUUUCACAAUGCCAACAGAGAGAUUCCUGUUGAUAUUAACGGACAUGACGCCAGUCUGCAGCUCUUCGUAAAGGAUGGAAAGGCCUGCGCUCGCCUGUACGUAAAGAAAGCCUUCACUGCCUGGAAGAAAAUGUUUAAUAACUCCUGGGUUGGGUUCUACUCUUCAGACAGCAAAGACACCCAAGAGUAUAAUACCUACCAAUGGCAAUGGGCUGUAAAUUUCUCUGAGGAAAGCCGCUCUGAUUGUGCAGAUAUACCUGGGUAUGAUGUCUAUGUGUAUGAGUCUAGUAUGACCAUGUCUCCUGGGGUCCAGGCCAGAUUCAUACUGGAGAAAUCUGGGGGUGAAAAGGCACGCACUCCACCCUGGGAGAGACUUGUCCAGGGGUGAGCUCACCUGAUAACAUGAUCUAUGAUGUUGAUAUUCUCAUUUUUAGCUGCUUGUGUAAUUGCUUUUGUUUAACAUUCAUGUACCCUGCUUUUCAUUUUGUUUAUUUUAGUUGCUAAUCUGUGUAAAGUGUAAAAGAGAAUCUGUUCCCAAAAAUCCCUUCUGUUCCUCUUUCAUUGCUAUUUUGAGGGGAUGACUACAGGCUGGUGGUGUGGGUGGAUGACUUGACCUGUCCUCAUGACAAAUCAUUCAGUACAUKACAUUUUAUGUUUCUCUUUGUGAUGUAUCAUGGGCUGGAGAUGUUUAUAUGGAAAGGGGGGAUACCUAGCCAGUUGCACAACUGAAUGUAUUCAACUAAAUGUAUAUUCCGCAUUUAAUCCAAACCCUCUGAAUCCACGUCAUCGGCGCCCGGGAAGCAGUUGUUGAGGGUUAACUGCCUUGCUCAAGGGCAGAACGGCAGAUUUUUCCACCUUGACGACCUGGGGAUUUGAACCAGUAACCUUACUGGGUUGCUGGCCAAAUGCUCUUAUCCACCAUGCUACCUGCUUUUUUUGUUUCUGUUUGUUGGUGUUAAUUUUUGUGUUUUGUGCAAAAUCUAUGAAGGUAUAAUCACAAAA